This is a messenger RNA of Lathyrus oleraceus (garden pea), 498 nucleotides long. RefSeq lists its product as uncharacterized. The coding region runs from base 1 to 498 and encodes 165 amino acids. Lineage: Eukaryota; Viridiplantae; Streptophyta; Magnoliopsida; Fabales; Fabaceae. The record is from RefSeq and is a predicted model, not a curated record. The transcript has a single exon.
AUGAAUGUGCCUUUCACCGAGGUCAUGUCCCAGAUGAUAACUUAUGUGAAGUUUCUUAAAGGAAUCCUUUCCAAAAAGAGGAAGUUGGAGGAACAUGAGAUUGUUGACAUGGCGACUACAACUAGUGCAGUUAUCCCAAGUAUGCCGUUAAAAUUGAAAGAUCAUGAAAGUCUUUACAUUUUGUGCCAACUGGGCACCAUGGGUUUUGAUAGGGAACUUUGCAAUUUAGGGUAUAAUUUUAGCCUAAUUCCCCUAUCAGUUUGUAAAAGAUUGGGUAUAGGAGAAAUAAAACCCAUUAAUGUGUCCCUGCUUGCCGAUAGAUCGAUGAAGUACCCAAUAAGGGUGUUAGAAGAUGUGUCUAUUAAGGUAGGUAAUCUUUAUAUCCUAAUUGAUUUCAUUAUCAUGGAUAUCAAAGAAGACCUUCAGGUUCCUAUCAUUGUUGGUAGGUCCUUCUUGUGCACUGCUGACAUAAUCAUUGAUGUGAAAGGGGUACAUUGA